UGAGUGUGCAAGCACUUGACUCACGUUGUUCUUUCUGAUGGUUUCUGCCUCUUUUCUGCACGGAUGGACCAGCUGUGGCACAAGAGUCCUUUACUCUUUUAGACUGUGUUCCAUUUCUUCUUACAUCCUUCAGUAGUUUACCACAGUUGUAGCUGAAAUGUCUUAUGACAUCUGUAUGUCCUCUGAAGUUUUCAUCACCACUGGGCUCUAUUUGAUAUGUAUAUUAUUCUUAGGUUUCUUUUAAAGACUGUGUUUGGUUACAUUAUUAGCAAUCUUUGUCUUCCCUCUGUUUGGAAAUAAUGGUUUGUGGUUUGGUAUGUUUGGACAUAGUUCUCCAGCUCCCCCUUUUCAACUGUUUCUUGUGUGAAAUGGCCUAGUUCCUUUUCUUUUUUAUGUGAUUUGACAUUCUUCAUAACAUUUAUAUUAAUUCUAGGUUGAUGUUUUGAUACCUUGAUGCAAGUUAUCAACAAGAAUUCUGGUCUUUCAUACUACAACAGAAACAGAGAGAAGAGUUAUCAGAGAGAAUGGCUGUAUCUCAGGGUCUGUUGACAUUCAGAGAUGUGGCUGUGGACUUUUCUCAGGAGGAAUGGGAAUGUCUGGAGUCCUCCUGGAGGGCCUUUUGCAUUGAUGUGAUGAUGGAGAAUUAUAGCAAUCUGGUUUUUGUAGAAAAAUAUCAGUGUGGUGAACGUGUCAAAGUCUUGAGUAGCCAAGAGAAGUCACAUAAAUGUAAUGGGAUUGGGAAAACGGCUGAUAAAAUUGUCCAGUGUACACCUUAUAACACAAGUGAUCUUACAAAGAACUGCAACCAGUAUGGCUGUUGUGACCAGAGGGAAGCCUCUGCCUGUUCUACAGUCCUAAAGAGUGACGAACGUGGGAAUACUGGUGAAGAACUUCUCAAGUAUAAAGACUGUAAGAAAUGGUUAAAAGUGUGUUCCGUCAUUAGUCAAAGAAGUCACACUAGAGAGGAACAACACAAAAUUACAGACUGUGGUAAAUCAUCUGACUCUAAAACACACCAAUGCAAAAACUGUGGAAAAUGCUUCGUGUCAUAUUUGAGUUUCAGCAGACGUGAUGGACAUUCUGGAAAGAAGUGCUAUCAAUGUACAGAAUGUGGUGAGUGUCAGGAUAAAAGCCACUGUAAAACCCACCGUGGAGAGGGACCUUACAAAUGUAGUGAAUGUGGAAAAUGUUUUAUUCAGAAAAGCAAACUUGGGGCACAUCAGAGAGUAUGUAUGAAACAAAAAACUUACAAAUGCAAUACAUGUGAGAAAUCUUUUAAAUGUGCCUAUCAUCUCCAAGCGCAUGAGAGAAUCCACACAGGAGAGAAGCUUUACAAGUGCAGUGAAUGUGAGAAAUGCUUUAUGUUUGCUUCUCAUUUUAAAGUACAUCAGAGAAGCCAUACAGGAGAGACACCUUACAAAUGCAGUGAGUGCCAGAAAUCCUUUACACAGGCUUCAAAUCUUAGGAAACAUCAGCUCGCUCAUACAAGGCAGAAAGUUUGCAAGUGUAGUGUUUGUGAGAAAUCCUUCACAUGUGUCUCACAUCGUAGACAACAUCGGUUAAUUCACAGAGGAGAGAAAGGUUUCAAAUGCAGGGAUUGUGAUAAAUCCUUUACACAUGCCUGUUUUCUUAGAGUCCAUCAGAGAGUUCACACGGGGGAGAGACCUUACAAAUGUAGUGAAUGUGACAAAUCCUUUGUGAGCAUCUCUAAUCUUAGACAUCAUCAGAAAACUCAUACAGAACAUCAACCUUACAAAUGCAGUGAAUGUGACAAAUCCUUCAAAUGUGCCUCUUACUUUAGAGUUCAUCAGAGAAUUCACACGGGACACAAACCUUACAAAUGUAAUGAAUGCGAGAAAUCCUUCACACAGUGUUCAAAUCUUACACAACAUCAGAGAAUCCAUGCAGGAAAGAAACCUCAUCAAUGUAGCGAAUGUGAGAAAGCUUUUACACGUUCUUCUCAUCUUAAAAGACAUCAGAAAAUCCACACGAGAGAGAAACCUUAGAAAUGCAGAGAAUGUGAAAUAGGUUUUACUGAGUGUUUAAAUCUUAUAAAACAUCAGAGAAUACAUAAAGGAGAGAAAAAUGUUAAUGUAAUGAAUUUGGCUGAGUCUCUAUCUGCAUUUCACUUGUAAGAAUACUUGAAAAAAAUCAUACUGGAGAAAAAAGUUUACAUAGUAAAUAAUGUGACAUAUAGCUUAAUCCAAAAGUCUGUUCUCAGAGAUCACUGCACAUCCAAUCCAUACAAGAGAAACUUUAUGACAUCUGAAAUUUCUGAAAGACUUCAAGUGUAGAAAUGUUAUUGGCAGUUUAUCCUAAGGAAAAAUUCUGAUAAUGUGACCAGGUAAGAAAUUUUCAAUAAGGUAUUUUACUUUAUCAACCUCAAAUUUACAUAACAAUGAAAAAUCAAGAUGCCUUUGAAUAUGUGCUUUGGUGCACCAGUUCCUUGGAUGCUGAAAUGGUGUGGGAGAAUUGUCAGUAUUCUGUCAAUCAUAUUUUAAUAAAACGCUGAUUGGCCAGGCAGGCAGUAUAGGC
Myodes glareolus (Bank vole) is the source of this 2535-nucleotide messenger RNA. The record is from RefSeq and is a predicted model, not a curated record. NCBI's taxonomy places the organism in Eukaryota, Metazoa, Chordata, Mammalia, Rodentia, Cricetidae.